AAGGUUGGGGACCUCUGGUAUAUACUCAGGGCUGUGAGGUCUUUGUUUUUGUUUUUGCAUAUCCCUAUUGCUCUGUCACCUUGUGCUGCUAGGUCAAGAGUUAAUAACCAAAGCUCCACCAUCAGUUACUCAUUAGCAUGCCAUCAACCUCUGCCCUGUCUGUAAUUGCUUAUAUACCAGUUAUUUUCCCCGUGACUCAAGUUCCUCAACAAUGCUGGGUAACGUUAGAUUUCCUACUGCCCAGGAGGCAUUACCUGGUAGAAGCGAUGCCCUACAAGUAGCGGAUAAACAUAUGGUAAAUGGGAACUCAACUCUGGAACCAUUCCCAGCCGGCACAGAAAUAGCAUUGUUUGGAAUGGGCUGUUUCUGGGGUGCAGAGCGCUUGUUCUGGAAACAGGAGGGUGUCUAUUCAACCCAGGUGGGUUAUGCAGGAGGGUACACCCCAAACCCUACUUAUAAGGAGGUCUGCACAGGGCUCACUGCACAUGCUGAGGUUGUCCGAGUUGUAUUUGACCCAAAAGCAAUACUUUACAAGGCGCUGCUGAAACUAUUCUGGGAAAACCAUGAUCCUACAGAAGGAAUGAAACAGGGAGAGGAUGUAGGAACUCAGUACCGUUCAGUGAUAUUCACCUAUGGAGAUGUGCAGAGAGAUGCUGCUCUACAAUCUAGGGAUGCCUUUCAAAAAGAACUCAAUGGCUGCAGCCUAGGACCCAUUACAACAGAGAUAUGUGCAGCACCUACCUUUUAUUAUGCUGAGGAUUAUCACCAGCAGUAUCUGCACAAGAACCCAGGGGGGUUCUGUGGAUUGAGAAGGACUGGUGCAACCUGCCACUAAAUCAAUAUGCCUGAGAUUUCCCACUUUCAGCUUUCCGGUUUGCUGGUGUUACUAUAAUAUCAAAGCUAAUUUUCUUUUAUUGUCUUUUUCAUCAGUUACAGUAUACUUAUUUUAACCUAAUGUGAAGUAAAUAUGCUGAUUUAAUAAAUGCUGCACAUAUGA
This is a messenger RNA of Xenopus laevis (African clawed frog), 997 nucleotides long. RefSeq names its product methionine sulfoxide reductase A, gene 2 L homeolog (gene msra.2.L). Gene Ontology annotation, biological process: cellular response to oxidative stress. Gene Ontology annotation, molecular function: L-methionine (S)-S-oxide reductase activity; peptide-methionine (S)-S-oxide reductase activity. The transcript is spliced from 6 exons. Gene Ontology annotation, cellular component: cytoplasm. Bases 212 to 835 code for a protein of 207 amino acids. Lineage: Eukaryota; Metazoa; Chordata; Amphibia; Anura; Pipidae. The record is from RefSeq and is a predicted model, not a curated record.